Messenger RNA from Drosophila ficusphila, 3259 nucleotides. It is a transcript of the gene Brca2, whose product is annotated as breast cancer type 2 susceptibility protein homolog. The record is from RefSeq and is a predicted model, not a curated record. The coding region runs from base 176 to 3175 and encodes 999 amino acids. Gene Ontology annotation, biological process: regulation of DNA-templated transcription; double-strand break repair via homologous recombination. The transcript is spliced from 3 exons. Lineage: Eukaryota; Metazoa; Arthropoda; Insecta; Diptera; Drosophilidae.
CAAAAUAUUGAGUUAGUAAUAAAAAUAAUCGAUAUUCCUACUUUCACGGCGUGCUUGCGCCGUCUCUCCUCAGUGCAUCGAUUAUUUGGAGGCGCCUGUAUAGCUAUCGAAGUGUAACCACAACAUUAAACACUUGUUUUCUUGAAAUGCUAAAACGAAUCUGAUUUGAGAAAUUAUGGACCAGGGGCCGAGCUUCUCGAGUCUUGAGACGAGGAGGGAUAUUGCCCCCACAUUCCGACAGCCUCUUCAGAGUAGAGAAAGGUCUGAAUUUCUAGGAAGUAUAGACGAUGAAGUGGCCAAGAUAUGUGAUGUUGAUCUCCAGGAUAGACUCCGAGCCCGACAAAUGAAAAAACAAACCCGGAUAGCUCCUGCUAGCAGUAGUUUUGUCUGCUUGGAGGACCUACUGCUUAACCAACCCGAUCCCACGCCCGGGGAGAACAUCGCCCUUAUGAUUAAAAGGGAUUUUAGCUCACCACCUUUCCUGAAGGAAGAUGAAGAGGAGUUGGCUGCCUACGAUCCCCCACCAUGGUUUCGGUUCCGAAGGAAAAGAAUCAAAACGUACAGCAGAAAAAAAACUGCACAAAAUACUGACUUACAUAUAGAAAACGAGGAGGAUGAGGAUCGAAUGAGCUGUACGUCGGAACUCUCCGUCCAGGAGGAUCUCAAUAGUACUACAACAGCCGUCGUUUGCGAACUGGAUGCCAAUACGUCCCAAAGGAUACGGGAAAACCUACUAAACCUAAGUCAAUACUUCUCCCUGGGCAGCCCAAACUCCAAAACCCAAAAUGUUCAAGCACUUCAAUCAAAAAUAGAUCUUCCAACCAAAACACGACGCAAUUCUGAGCAACCCUCGGGGUCCCGGAAUCACGAGAGGAACCUUUCAGGUUCAAAUUCGACUACGGAAUGCAUUUGUGUUGAAACAAAUAAUGAAACAAAAAAUUGUGAUAUUAAGCCUGAAGGAUUUUUGGGUGCCACUAUAUUCGGAGAAAGUAUGAGAACUACUGCCAUCGAAUCGGAUAUAAAAGUUUGCGAUGAUUGGUCUGAGGCAGAUUCGUUUUUGGAAAUCUACAAUACAGAAAGGUUGUUAUUAGAUGGCGAGAUUGAGAACGCGGACAUUUUAGUAUUAGAGGACAUCCCAGUCAGUGAAUGGCAAACUUCCAUGGAAUUGCCCGAUGAAUCGGUAAAGGAAAAUGAGGAGGCACUUCAAAGAAAAUUGAAAAUAGAACCAAUUUCUCAGGAAAACCCAAAGAUGGCAGAAGAUACCAAUUUGGUCAGUGAUAUUCAGUUUCUGAAGGAAAUUCACCUUGACGAAUGGCAACCAGAACUUGAACCAGCGCCUAAAACGUCACUUCACGUUUCCGCGGAAAUGCAAGAAAUGGAAGGACAUGAACGCAAAACUGAAGUCAUCCCAGAAUUUGUUGGAUUUCGCACAGCUUCCGACAAACCAAUUAAGGUAUCCGAGGAAAUGAAAAAGCGAGCGGCCAAGUUUUUGUCCGAUUUUGAGGAAGCAGAAAAUCACCAUCCGAAAAGUCCAGCAGAUCAGAACGACGCUAAUUUUGACGUUCCUGAGGAAAUGCAAGAAACGGAACCGCAUAAACAAAAACGUGAAGACAUCCCCGAGUUUGUUGGAUUUCGUACUGCUUCCGACAAACCAAUAAAGCUUUCCGAGAAAAUGAAAGAGCGAGCGGCCAAGUUUUUGUCCGAUUUUGAAGCAGCUGAAACUAACCCAUUCGAACGUGAACCAGAUAGAAUGGACUCAAAUCAACCAAAAGUCUUUGUGGGUUUUCAAACUGCCUCAAACAAACCGAUUAAGAUCACGAAAGAAAUGGAAGCCAAAGGAGCUCAUUUUCUAGCCCAGUUUAAGGCCACAGACGAGAUUAACCAAGUUAACGACGAUCAGUACCUCCAAGAUUUUGCUUUCAGUGAAUGGCAGCCAAUAGAUAUUUCUGGAGAUGUUCCAUCUACCUCUAAAAAACUAACUGAAGUGCCCAAAUCGAUAAUCAUGCCAAUAUCAAAUUCAAAUACUGUCAUUGCAGGAAAAGAAAAUCAGCAAGUCGAUCUUACAAAAAUAAAAGAGGAUGAAAUAAGGACUCCCAACAAAACCCAGUCUCCUACUCAAAAUAUUCCUCAGCUUGUUGGAUUCCGCAAAACGCCUUACAAAUUUAUUGACAUACCGAAAGAAAUGAAAAACAUGGGCGAUAGGUUAAUGUCUGAAGUUGAAUCGGGAUUGUACCAACCUAGUCAAAAGCAUAACUCGCAUACUAAAGAAAUAUCUGGUAAUCACAGUCGGGAGUUUGUGGGAUUCAGAACAGCAUCAAACAAGCCCAUUAAAGUAUCAGAAGAGAUGAAAAAGAAAGCUGCCAAAUUAAUGGAUGAGGUAGUGGCUGAAGAUCUGAAUCAUUACAGUGGAGAAAGGCCAGCGGAUGACUUUCGAGAAAUCUUUGGGUUCCGCACAGCGUCUAACAAACGCAUCGAAAUAUCGGAGGAGACGAGAAUUAGAGCGGCCCAACUGAUGGCAGACAUUGAAAUUGCCUUGCCUCCGGAAGUUGCCGAUGUUGUUGUCAUUAAGCCUGGGGAUAGUGACUCUAACAAAUCAGAUGAUGCGUCUGGAGAAGAUUUCCAUGGAUUUCCCUUGGACGAUGGCAUCAUCUUUUCAAUGGACGAAGACGAUAACGACUCUAUUUUUCCCAGGUUGUCGCAGAAAAUUCAAAACAGUUCGAAUUUAGGUGAUGACUCAAGUGUGGUCACACCCAAACACAGAAGGGAGACCUCCGACGGAAUUCCCUCGAGUAAGAGGCGUUGCAGCGAAACACCUUCACAGUUGACCAAGACGACCUCAUUCCAAAGUGGCCUGAAUACGCCACCCCAAUCGCAGCAGAUCCACGCCUCCCUGUCGCAACUGGCAGAGCGAUCGCCGUUGGACAAGAAAACCAAGUCCUCCAUAAUUGCUCGCCGAAAUCUCCUCUCCCUGAGCAAGAUUCGGAAGCGGAGCAGAACUCCGGUUAAGCCCAAAUGUGCACCCUUACCGGUCUCGACAAGUACCCCGCUAGCCGAUAAGAACUCCAAUCUGGUCGAGAACUCCGACAACGCUAGACUUAUUGCUGGGGACAUGUCUCCGAUUUGCAUGCAAAACAAUAAAAGUCGCCGCCUUGGAUUAAGUAGGAGUCGCUAUUAGAAUAUUAACUAUAAAGUAAAAAACGCCGGUCGGUUUUGUUGUUGUUUUAUUGUUGCCUACCUAUUAAGAAGAAACUAAACCCAU